Messenger RNA from Parnassius apollo (apollo), 372 nucleotides. The record is from the annotation of a GenBank genome assembly. NCBI's taxonomy places the organism in Eukaryota, Metazoa, Arthropoda, Insecta, Lepidoptera, Papilionidae.
AUGCCUACCGACUCUAGUGAUAAUUUAGUGGAAUUUAUGGAAUGUCUCAGUCAGAUGGCUGUUAUUAUAAACAAACAUUUAUUAACUAAUAUGGAUUCAAUUACGGCAAGAACAUUGAGGAAGCGAUCGUUUGAAGUUCUUAAUGGUUAUAGAGGACUCGAAGAAGCUAUUGAAAGCAUUUUAAAUGAAAAAGAUGAUCCUAAUGUCAGUUACGAUAUAGUGGCCACUCCCCCGGACCCCAAUAUUCUCACGAAUAAAGAAGAAGGCUAUGAAGGUGAAGUUCGCGCGUCAGAUAUUGUGAGGGAAAACAGGACAAAAUUACCCACCAUUAUCUGUCAAGGACACGAAAAAGAAAAAUCGAGCAGAAUUUGA